AUGUCGUCCAAGAAAAACUUGUCUAAAGGCAAGCCUGACCUGAGCGACGGUCUCUUAGUGGAAUCGCGUCGUCUCAACCAUGAAAACACACAAUUGAAGGCACAGUUAUCUGAACUGCAAGAUAAAUACAUCCAGGCGUCCCAGCAGCUACGUAAUUUGCAGGUGUUGAACAAGAAUCUGAGCGAAAAGGAGGAGAAUUCCGGUGAUCGAAUUUGGGAACUCGAAACGCAGCUUAGCGACCUGCGAGACCAGUCAGUCAAGUUGCAGCUGAUGUACGACAAAACGAACAAGGAUAAGGCCUCUACAGAUGCAGAGCUGGAAAACUUACGGACGCAGCUUGAAUUUUAUCAGGAAAAGCAGUCAGCUCUAGAAAAGGAGACCACAGCCAAACUAUCGCAGUUGAAUGCCACAAUAAAGGAGCUGAAACAACGUAAUUCUGAUCUGAACGAUGAAAACGACGAACUGCACCAAAAAGUGCACCAGUUAUCGGCCGCUGAGAAUAAACGAUUAAGCCUGCUUCCUGCUAAUGACGAGAACGCUGAGCUCGAGAAGUACGACCAAUCGUCGCUGAUCGACCCUUCAUUGUCUCCAAUUCGUGAAAUAUCACCAAAUAUGAUGCUUCUCUCUGACCCAGACAGCCUACAAAAAGCGCAAAGAAAAAUUGCCAUGCUGGAACAGGAGCUGGCCAAAAUGAAGGCGGAGAAGGAAGAACUGAAGAGAAAGCAGGCUAACAAGUCACCGAAUAAAUCCAUCCGACGUCAAUCCGUCGCCGAAAGUGGUGGAUGGGACGACUUUGAUAAAAGCAUUGGCCUGAAUACCACACACAAGGACUCGGGAUAUUCUAAUUUGCAAAUACUUGAAAACGAGCUCGGGAACCUUUCGGACGACUACGAUGAGAUGGAGGCCUCGCAGAUUAAGUACUUGGAAAAUUAUGCUUCCAAGCAUGGAUUGAAGCUUGUGCCCGAUUCAAGCGAGAAGACUGCAGACAAAUCGAUCAUUGAGGCCUCUACAGGAUACGACAUCGUUGCUUUGCCUAAUGACGCCAACGCCCACUCUCCAAUCGAGCAGCUGAAACAGAAGUGUCAUGAGCUGGAUAUGGUACCGCUGAAAACAAGUGAAUAUGAAGAGCUGGUGAAGAGAUCCAACUACGAGAUGGUCGACAAGGACAAACUGGAGAACGCCGGUCUUACAGUUCUUCCUUUGCUGGAGUUCAAAGCACUUGAAGGGAAGGCUAGCAAGGUCGAGAUUGUACAGUCUGAGACCGAGAAACUCCAAAAUCAGUUGGAAAAUCCCGGUGCAGAGUUUAUCAACAGAAAGGCCUAUGAGUUGGGGCUUUCAACUAUUCCUGUUGAAGAACACGAAAAGCUGAAGGCUGCAUUGAACACCAGAACGAUGGAACUAAAUGCCGUGCAGGAAAAAUUGAGGCAGGUUGAAAAGAAACUGGAGACUCAAGCGUUAUCAUUAGAACAGCUGCAAAGUGGAGCAAUGAGUCACAAUAUGGCUCUUUUGCCGGCUUCGGAACACAGAGAACUCCUUGCUAAGGUCAAGGAACAGCAACAGGAUAUUGAGGCAUUCAAAGGAGCCCUCAAGGCCGCAGAAGACAAGCUUGCUUCUCCAGAUAUUUCUUAUAUCAAGGAGAUGGCAGGAAAGAAGAACCUGGUCGUCUUGGCAUCUGAUCAAACCGAGGCUACCAAGGCUGUCAGCACACCUGUGAACAGUCCUAUGAAACAGAGCGUCGAUUCUGGAAGCCCAACCAAACGCUCUGCUGCUCUGGCCGCCGAUGGAACUGUUGAAAUUGCUGCUUCAGCUUUGCGUUCUCUUCAACAAACCGUGGAAAAUCCAACAUUGCCAUACCUUAGCAGCAAGCUUGCCAAAUUGGGCUAUAAGGCUCUGUCUGUUAACGAGUACGAGCUGCUUGUGGCAAAGUCGUCUUCCGCUGGUGUUAAUGUUUCUCCGCGCAAGCAAAGGGCACUUGAAUCGGCGGAGACGGUCGAAUCCCUGAAAAGACGGUGUGCAGAACGAGGACUGGUUGUUUUGUCCAAGUCGUCUUAUGAAAGCAUUCUUGUAUCCUCGAAACGGUCGCUUACCCCGGUUGAGCUGCUUGAAAGAGUCGAUAAGUCGGGCAUGGUUGCCCUUAAGAAGGAAGACUAUCAGGAGCUUUUGGGAAUUGUUAGCUCUCUUGGCCCUCAGUUUGAGGAGCCAGUUGAGCAAAUGAAACGAGCUGGUCCUCAGCACAUUGGAGCUUCUCUUAAUGAGCUCAAAUCGCUUGCUGACCAACAAGCAAAAAUUUCCGCAUCCUAUGACUCGCCGCCUAUUUCGUACUUAGCCCAAAAAGCCCACGAAGCUGGCUACAAAGUGGUGAGUGAAAAAGAGUAUAAAGAGCGGAAAGUUGAGCCAUCUAUUGAGGAAUGCCGGGAGAUUGCUCAAAAGCACAAUUGUGUGUUGCUUGAUUCAGAGGAGCAUACGGAACUUUUGUCGCUGAAAAAUAAUGUCACACAUCCCUCAGAAGAUUUUGUGUCCAGGCUUGCUGCUGCUGCUGGGCUCGACGUAUUAGGGGCAGCGGAGGCAGAAAGGCUCUCUAAUCCUUCAAGAUUGCAAGUUGCACAACUGGCCAAACAACAUUCUCUGGUGGUGCUGGACAGUGAGGAGCAUGAAAAUUUGCAACAGGAGCUGAAGGAGUUGAAGGAUUCUAUCAGCGAGCGUAGUCAAGAGGCAGCAAAGCUGGAUUCUCAGACUAAGAAAGACCAGAUUGUCAGGCCGACAGUCGAAUCUCUGCGUAGUGCUGCCGCCAGCAUAAAUUUCGUGUUAAUGGCUAAGGAAGAAAACGACAAGAAGGAAAACCAGCUGAAAGUCCUCUCCAAGCUCGAACAAGAAGUGUCAAAUCUGAGAUCACAGGUGGUAACAUUGUCGGCGCAGCUCAGGGAGGCAGAAACCAGUGAUUUCAUUAGGUCGCAAGCUACGAAAUACGGUCUUGUGGUGAUGCCUGAUUCUGAAAUAAGGCAAAAGGAAGAUGAACUUGUACUUAGUCAAAAGCAGUUGAACGAGAAGUCGGGUGUUCUGCAGACAAUUGAGAAGCAAGUGCAAGAGCUAACAAAACAACUGGCCGACACCAGAGAAGAGCUGGAACUGCAGAAAACGGCCUCUCCUUCUCUCGAGGUCGCCAAGUCUGUUGUGACCAAAAGCGGGCUACUCUGUCUGUCGAAAGCGGAGGUGGAGCAGCUUUCGGGAGCCCAAUCGCGUGAAACUGUCUAUGUCGAUGCUCCAAGUGAGCCGUUUGAGGCCAAGGAUCGCUUAUUGAAAGAAGAAGAGUUGAAGGAGUAUGCCUCCAAACUGGGAUUCACGCUUGUUCCUGUUGGACAAAAGGGACAGCCUCAAAGAGUGGACGUGCGUAAACUGAAAGAGCUCGCCAAACCACAUGGCUUGGAGAUAAUAGAGGUUUCCAAGCUGCGGAAGCUUCAGGAAAAUAGCAAAAUUGAUCUUGCAACGCUUCAUGAGGCCGCCAGAUCUUUGGGCAUGACCGUGGUUGAUCCUAAAGCAGUUCCAAAGAGGGCUGAGCUGAGUCAAGCUGCAGGCAAACUGGGCCUAAAGCUUAUGAGCUCCUCAGAGAUUGAAGCACUCAGGAAACGGCCUAUCACUUCAAAAGAUCUCGCUGCCGAAGCUGCCGAACUUAAGCUUAGGCUUGUGCCGGAGGACGAACACGGCACUUUGAAGAAGCCCGUUCUCGAUAGCGAUCUCAAACAGAUCUGUAGAUCGAAGGGAUACAUGCUCAUUCCAGAGUCCAAAUUUGUGGCCACUACAGUCUCGAGGACUGUGGAUGAAUCCAACGUCGUCGUCGUUCCUUCCACCUACUACAAUAAAUUAAUCAGAAGCCACUCCUGGUACAAAAACCACAAGAAAGACGUUGAAGAGAUGGAGAAACCAGCUACGACCAUUUUGGAAGAGGACGAGCCAAGUGUCUUGUCUGCAGAAGCUGUUAAACAAAGACAAACUCUGUCGCCCGGCAUUUCGACAACCAAUCUCUCCAGACAUGCCACAACGUCUACUGUUCAGACGACCGGUAAGUUCAAGUUCACUAACCAAGAAAUGAUUGCCGCUAUUACUCAGACGAUCAUUGGAGAGUAUCUUUACAAAUACUACAGAAAGCUCGGUCCGCUGUCUUCACUCUCUGAGGCCAGACACGAGAGGUACUUCUGGAUUCAUCCUUACAGCCUUACGCUCUACUGGUCUGCUGCCAAUCCUAUUCUUGGUGACCCAUCCGAAAAUAAAAUUCGGGCACUGGCGAUUAGCAGCGUCGAAUCCGUUGAGGAUAACAAUCCAUUGCCUCCUGGAUUGUACCACAAAAGCAUUCUUGUUCACUCUGCAGACAGGACAAUCAAAAUCACUUGUCCUACCCAAAAGCGACACAGCAUUUGGUUCAAUUCGCUGAGAUAUCUGAUCGACAGGAGUGUCGAUGAUAACAUAUACGACGACCCUGAAAACCAAUACGACAUCUCUUAUGCAUUGGAUGACCGCGUGGAAAACGAAAGAAAUGGACGGGGGCAGCGGCCAUCAAGAACUUUUUCGACGAAAGGACUGUUUAGUAACAUCAUGCCUGCCAAAAAGGACUAA
This is a messenger RNA of Ogataea haglerorum, 4608 nucleotides long. RefSeq lists its product as uncharacterized. Gene Ontology annotation, cellular component: cell cortex; mitochondrion. The transcript is spliced from 2 exons. The record is from RefSeq and is a predicted model, not a curated record. The coding region runs from base 1 to 4608 and encodes 1535 amino acids. Gene Ontology annotation, biological process: dynein-driven meiotic oscillatory nuclear movement; maintenance of protein location in cell cortex; establishment of mitochondrion localization. Gene Ontology annotation, molecular function: phospholipid binding; tubulin binding. Lineage: Eukaryota; Fungi; Ascomycota; Pichiomycetes; Pichiales; Pichiaceae.